Messenger RNA from Medioppia subpectinata, 930 nucleotides. NCBI's taxonomy places the organism in Eukaryota, Metazoa, Arthropoda, Arachnida, Sarcoptiformes, Oppiidae. The record is from the annotation of a GenBank genome assembly.
AUGAGAUUACGGAAACAGGCGUUUAACGCUAUAUUAAGGCAAGAAAUCGGUUGGUUUGAUAGAAGCGAGAACAGCACCGGUAGUCUGUGCUCACGACUGGCCUCCGACGCGGCAAAUAUACAGGGCGCUUCUGGAUCGCGAAUGUCUGCUAUAUCUCAAGCGAUGUCCACAUUUAUAGCUUCGUGUAUAUUCGGCUUUUUCUACAAUUGGAAACUAAGUCUCGUUACUCUGGCAUUCAUGCCAUUCAUCAUCUUCUCGGUCGUGGUUUCCAUGAAAAUUGUCUCAAAACACUCGACCAGUGAUAAGGAAGCGGCAGAAAAGGCCUCAAAGAUUGCCAUCGAAGCGAUCGGCGGUAUUCGCACUGUUGUCUCUCUAAACCAACAAAAAUAUUUUCUACACAAAUUUACUCAAGUAUUGGCCGAAAAGAUAAAGCCAGCGAAGAGGCGCUGUAUAUACAAUGCCAUAGCACUUGGUUUUGCGGAAUCGAUGCCUAUGUUUGCCUAUUCGGCUGCCUUUCUAUACGGAGGUGUUCUCAUCUCCAAGAAUAACAUCAAAUCCGGUGACUUUUUCAAAAUUAUUGAGACAAUGCUUUACGGAGCGAUGGUUAUCGGCCAGAGUGUCAUCUUUGCGUCCGAUUAUCAAAAGGCAAAGAUUUCGGCACAAAAUAUGUUUCGUCUGAUAGACAGACAGCCGUUAAAUCAUAGCAAUAAUAACAGCCCUAAUGAGAAGCCCAGUGAAUGUAAGGGUGAGCUCUCGUUCCGAGGCAUUCACUUCUCGUAUCCAAAUCGGUCUGAAGUAAGUGUUUUGAAUGGACUGUCAUUUAAGGCCAAAAAGGGAGAAACAGUAGCGCUCGUCGGCUCCAGUGGUUGCGGAAAGAGUACUACUAUUCAACUGUUGGAGCGUUUCUACGAUUCAGCUCAAGGAAAGAUU